This is a messenger RNA of Somion occarium, 5013 nucleotides long. The record is from the annotation of a GenBank genome assembly. Lineage: Eukaryota; Fungi; Basidiomycota; Agaricomycetes; Polyporales; Cerrenaceae.
CGCGAAGAACUGGCGAAGAGGACGAUGCAGGCGACGUCGGGACCGUUCAAGACAGCGUACAACUCCUCUCUCGAUGAGCAGGCGAAAUAGGCAACGUACACUAACCUUUUCAGACAUGCAGGAUACCAGAAAGAGGGAAUAGGACAUGGCGGAGCUAUGGUGGCAGGACAGUCGCAUAUGCCGGUUAAGCAAUUUGCAUGGGAAGGAGAAACUCAGCUGGAGGCGGACUCGGCCCUUUUGAAGAUGGAUUGAUUGUGUGUGUUCACUCUUGGCUGUAUUCGUUCCUUACCGCUCCUUCUCCUCUUUCCGUCGCCUUCUGGCUGACUGGUCCACCUUCUUUCCUUAUAGUCUCUAGUCUCUCCUCCUUAGCUUUCAUUUCUGUUCCUGUCCUUUCUGCUUUCAUAUCUUCCCCAUGUCCUCCUCUGUAGGCCAUGGUCGCUCUCGUGUACCUGCACCUGCCGUUCCGCUCGCUGUCUCCGCAACUCCCCAUCUCGGAGAAAGGACAUCCAGGUCGAACUGGGAAGACGAAGAACACGACUCACAUCGACCUCUCGUAUCGGCCUCUCUCGUCCGAAAGCACACGCAAAAGUCGAAUCUGUCCUUGCGCUCGUCGUCGAGUAAUUACGGCACUACACGACCAGACACUGCAGCUUCCACUGCUUCCCGGCCUACAAGCGCUAGACAGCAGCGGCCAAUUCCUGCGCCCGACCCGAUCAUCACUAUUUCCGCUUCAGGCUCAAACUCAACCAACCCAGACAGCCCAGGAGACGACAUCAACGACGACGCCGACGCAGACUACGUGACCGUCGACCACCUCUCUGCCGCAGACGCUGCCAGCGCCGCCCUCCAUCCUGUUCCCAAGGACAAGGCUUCUCGAGUGCUUGGUAUCAGGCACCGCAAGAGCAUGGAACCUAUACCCGCCCCCAAUCGUGCCUCCAUUGCUUCUGUACGCUCUGCUCCUGCUCCCGACCCUGCUCCUACCCCUCCUUCUGGUCCUAUUUUACCCUUGGCAUCACUUUAUGUCGUCUCUGGUCUUCCAAAGAGCCCACACACAUGGACCCUUGCCGAUCCCGACUCUGUCAUGGGUCUGCACCAUACUGAUGGUGCCGUUGGAAGAUGGUGGCGUCCUGAAGCUCUUGGGAGCACCGUGAGUCCUGGUGCUGGCGGACACGCUGGCAAGAAGAAGCGCAAAAGCAAAGCGGACGACAACGGUACUGUCUUUAGUAGCUCCGGCCACCUCAGUAAGCAGGAGGUUGGAAAGAUGCUCUCCAAAGCUCUCAAGUUGUCUUUUACACGUGAAGUCGAAAUUAUUGCAUCUACGCUUCAACCCGCUUCAACGGUGCACAAUUUCACCUUCACGCUUCCCGCUCCUUCUACCCCGCUUGCUCCAAAUUCGUCCACAGAUAUGCUACGCGCCUCCGUUCUCUCCGGCACCACAGAUCCACGUUCCUCAGUGCUCACAUUCCCUUAUCCAUACACGGAUGAUCCUUUCUCCAGACACGCCCGUCCAUCCUCAGCCUUCCUCGGUCCUCCCGCAGGUUUUCUCUCACCCAAUGGACAUACCCCAGGCGGCAGCGCGUCUGCUAGCGUCAAGAACCCCAUGUCUGGCAACGCUAACAAUAUCACCUAUCAUGGUGUUUGUUUGACCGUUUGGUCUCAUGCAGAUGCUGAACGAACCGCUGCUAUUCGAAGGACGUUGGAGGCUUCAAGGGCUCGUAAAGAAUCCGGUCAAUCACUCGUUUCACGCGCGAAGAGCUCCCACAGCGUGAGCUCUGUUGACCCAUCGGCUCAGGCGAGGAGGAGAGCUAGGAUGGGUGCUAAAGGCCCUUGGGGUGCUGGGACAGAUGCCGAGACCGACAUGGAUGGUGCUGAGACUGAUGCCGAUGUAGAUGGUGGUGCAGUUAGUGAGAGUGACUUCGAGGUCGCUAGUACGGUUGGACAUGGGCCGGGCGAGAGUACAUUAUUCUUGCCUGGUGACACCGUGUUUUGGUUACCGUAUGCGUUGACUCUUGUGUCGCGAUACCCCAUUUACGACCUCAUGCGGGAUUAUUUAACCCUUUCGUGGGCACGGUUCUCUAAGGACGUCCAAUCGCACACUCUGCAAAUCAGCAAGAUUCUCUCUCACCCUGCUCCUCGUCCGGGAGAGCUUGUGCGUCUCGAUGCGUCCUCUGCUCCCAAUGCCCAGCAUGGUAAUUUAGGACAUGGUCAUGGCUCCGAGACUAGCUUGGAGGUUGUGUCGAGGUUCCCUGGUGGCUUGGACUUUGGUAGAGGCUUGGUUGACGUGAACUUUACGAUGUGGCCUCUGUUCAAGUGUUUGAAUAUUGAUAACAUCUUGACUAUAUGUGAGAUUGCCCUCUCGCCAACUGGUCGCAUCCUGUUCUUCUCGCGUCACCCAGCGAUGCUUGGUAUUGCCGUCCUCACUGUCAAGUACCUGGUCGAGUUGAGAGGGUGGAACGGUGUUGCCUUAUCAGCUGUGCAUUCUCGCGAUGCCAAGAUCUACAUUGAUGACCCUGGUCCAUGGAUUAUGGGACUUGCUACCGAGGCACGAUAUGCUGUCAGGGCUCCCUCGGAAGUUUGCAUCGUUGAUUUGGACAUCAAUUAUCUCAAUUGUGCCUCUCCUCCGCCAGGUGUUGUUUCAAGCAAGCAGCAGCGCGACAAGUAUCGUCAGAAGCUGCUUUCUGCGUUUGAGCCCCUUUAUCACCCUGAUCACUGUGUCCCAAGUGAGUUCAAGGAGGCUUUCCCCGCUGGAAGGUUCCGCCCUGUCUGCAAGAUUCAAGCCAAGAGGGGUGCUGCGUCUACUGCUGUCGCUGACAUGAUCAAGCCUCCAGAAUGGUGGCAUUCUACUAGGAUUAUCCAGGCGUUUGAUAGUGUCUUACAGGACAAGUUCAAGAAACCUUCUCUCCUUAAACGUAUCAGCUCCUUCGGCACCGUUCGCGCGCCGCCCCGUCUCACUCCCGCCGAACAGCAUAUCCAGCUUUCUAUUCGUAAACGCGCCACCGCGUUCGUCGACGCUCGCGAUGAUUUGGAGACCAAGAUUGGUCGAUUAUCGAGGAGGCUGAACUUCUUGAUGACCGAGUCUGAUCUUUGGAGAGACAAAUUCGUCACUUUUGAGCAAUAUGCGGAGAAGUUGAGUGUGGAGGCUAGUGAGCUGAGGGCGAAGAUUAAUAAAGAGCAGAGGGAGACUAAGAGGUUGUCUAGCAUGGUGUCUAUGACAGCUGCUGAGAAGGCCAAGCUUCAGAAUCAACUCAGGGACACCGAAACUGCUCAUAAGAAUGCGUUAGAGGAGCUUGAGAAAAUGAGGGACACGAUGAUGAAGAUGGAAGAGGAACGCGAGGAGAUGAUUGCAGAAGUCGAAGCCCAGAUCGAAAGGGCUCUCGCACACAUGGCUGUCGACGUGGAUGAAUCCUCAGACUAUGGUAGCUCUCGUCCAAGCAGUCGACUCUCCUCUCGUUCAGCUCCAAGCACACUUCGUCGUCGACCUAGUGACAGCAUCAACCGACCCUUGCGUUCGUUCAGUACGGAUUCCACUCUCGCGGAAGCCUACAAUGGUAGGGAUGAUGGCCCUGGGAGCGCUGGAAUUAAAACUGUCCCUGAGGUCGAGGAAGAGGAAGAGCCUAUGACGCCUUCGAAGAAGAAACGAUUCUCUGCUUCGAAGGAUGAUAUGCCUCAGGAUGGCAUGUAUGCAGUGGAUGAAGGGAUCAGUCAGAAAAGCGAUAAGAUCGCUCAGAAGGUCUUACAGAUUCAGCGCAAACUGGAGUCUGCUCUUGCUGUUGAUGCCCAACGUCGCUCUCUCGAUAGCGAAAGCGAGUUCUCUGAGGCUGCACGGUCUGCCACUGGACGUCGUCGUCAGGGUAGCCGAAAUGUCAAUGUCAAACAUCAGAAACUUCGGAGCAUCACGAUCUCUCCUGUUGGCAGCGGCCGCAAUACUCCCAUUCGUCAUGGAAAGCGAGUAUCCGAAGACCGCAAAUCGAUUCCAGCCGAAGAGAAGAAAGCAGAGCCUGUUCUGGCUGAGACGAAGAAGCAGGAGAUCCAACCCGAGAAGCACAAGGUCGACCUGCCUGGUCUUCGUAAGAUUCCAUCCCUAGUGUCAUUAAAUGGCACAAGCCCGAUAUCCCCUUCUGAUGCCACCGCGAACAUACCCUCACUCACCACUGCCGCGAGCGCAACCACAGACGACGAGGACACCGAUUUCCAGAGUGCCUACUCUACCAGUCCUCGUGGUAGCUACGGUAGUUUCGAGAACUUUGCUGUGAAAAGCUAUGAUACCAGCGACAGCGAUGUGGGAACCCCUACGACUACUGGCGGCGAGGACCACCUCGGUGACUUUAGCGGUCGAAGGUCCAGAGAUCGUGCAUCUAGCACUGGUACUGCAAAAGAUACCAAGAGCCACCUGCGAGUCAGUCAAGAUACCGUAAUGACAGCGACUCCUCGCAUCGCGACUCGCUAAACAUUCCCUAUGUAAUGCGAUACCUUCAGUUCUUGUCGUUAAGUUUAUCUAUCACUUUAUAUUGUUCCCCCGGCCGCUAGAGGCUUUAGUUCGUUCGUUCUUGCGCUGCCUGUGUUUGAUCGAUUGUAGGUUGGAUCUUGUUAUUUUGUUAUGUUUCGUUGGGUAGCAUUUACCGGUACGUGUUGGCUCUACAUCUUAUGUUGAUCUAGUUCAUUCUACAUGAUAUAUUAGAAGUUCUAGCAAUACAUCCUUGGAUACAUCCUAUAUCCUAUACAGUCCGUGUAUACACUAUACAUUAGGAAUCCAUACGACGACGAGCGUUGAAAGCUUUUACAACAGUUGCAACCUGGCCGAAAAACCAGCUUUGAGCAGACUUGUCUGGAAUCAUGACGAAUUUAUCGUGCUCCUUGCCACCCUUGUGAGCAAAUCGAAUUCCGGUGUCCUCGAUUGUGACCCCUUGAACAUGAGUGAAUGGUAACUCCCAUUCUAGGCGAAGCUUAUUGGACCAGAACGACAAGACCUUGGUGGUAGUCAAAAGUACAACGUUGUCACCACCGGGAAUGUCU